AUGCCCAGCGCCUUGAAGCGUCUCGGCAAUGAGCUGCGGGAGGCCUCGCUAAACCCGGAGAGCGACGUGGAGCUGCACCUCCUGCAUGCCAACAGUCUCUUUACGUGGGAGGCGAUUCUGCGUGGCCCCCCCGACACUCCCUUCGAAGGGGGGAAGUACCGUUUGCUCCUACGUGUGCCGCAGGACUACCCGAUGCUUCCACCCACGGCGAACUUUUUAACAAAAGUUUUUCACCCAAACGUGAACUUUGACACCGGCGCCGUUUGUCUUGACAUCCUGAAGAGUCGUUGGUCCCCAGCGUGGACGCUGAACAGUGUGUGCCGCGCCAUUUUGAGCCUGCUGGCGGAGCCGGAGCCAAACAACCCCUACAACUGCGAUGCGGGGAACCUGCUGCGCGCCGGCGACACGGAGGGGUACGCCUCGCUGGUGCGCAUGUACGCCAUCAUGGACGCCGGCGCCCCGCCCUUCCCGGAGCUUGCGUAG
Molecule: messenger RNA, 483 nt
Organism: Trypanosoma conorhini
Lineage: Eukaryota; Euglenozoa; Kinetoplastea; Trypanosomatida; Trypanosomatidae
Product: ubiquitin-conjugating enzyme E2
Exons: 1
Coding region: 1-483 (160 amino acids)
Source: RefSeq, a predicted model, not a curated record